Messenger RNA from Guyanagaster necrorhizus, 1233 nucleotides. Its product is annotated as DnaJ-domain-containing protein. The record is from RefSeq and is a predicted model, not a curated record. Lineage: Eukaryota; Fungi; Basidiomycota; Agaricomycetes; Agaricales; Physalacriaceae. The coding region runs from base 60 to 1166 and encodes 368 amino acids. Gene Ontology annotation, molecular function: ATP binding; Hsp70 protein binding. Gene Ontology annotation, biological process: protein folding; response to heat. The transcript is spliced from 12 exons.
CCGGGAACGAUAUUGUGGUCAGGCAUUACAUCUUCUUCCGUGUCUUCUUCCUUGUUGUCAUGUUCUCAGUCUUAGGGCUCACGAUUAUCCUACUCUCUUCCUUUGCCCUUGCCGCCGACCUCUAUAAAGUACUAGACCUACAUAAAUCCGCGUCAGACAAGGACAUACGGCAUGCCUACAAGAAACUGAGCAGGAAAUUUCAUCCGGACAAAAACAAAGAUUCCGAUGCGGAGGACAGAUUCGUUGAGAUAGCUCACGCCUACGAAGUUCUCUCGGAUCCAAACAAACGCCAAAUAUAUGACCGACACGGCGAGGAAGGAUUAAAGGCCCAUGAAGGAGGCCAGGGUCAAGCAAAUCCAUUCGACGUGUUUUCGAGCUUCUUUGGUGGAGGAUAUCCAUCAAGUCAAGUACGUCGUGGCCCGACAUCUGUAACCGAAUUUGAAGUAGACCUCGCUGAUAUAUACACGGGCCAAAGCAUAGAUUUCAUGAUCAAGAAGCGGAUAUUGUGCGACCAUUGUAGAGGAUCGGGCGCUGCAACAGAUGGCGACAUACAUACAUGUUCGGGAUGUGGGGGUUCCGGUGUGAAACUCGUCAAGCAGCAGAUUUUCCCGGGAAUGUUUGCACAGAGCCAGACAACAUGUAAUGAAUGUGGUGGGCGAGGCAAGGUUAUUGCACGUAAAUGCCCUCAUUGCGACGGUCAUAAAGUCACGGAUCACACUGCGCAUUAUACGCUUGAGGUUACCCCUGGCAUGCCGGAGGGGCACGAAGUGGUGUUUGAAGGUGAAGGUGACGAGAGUCCGGACUGGGAAGCAGGAGAUGUCGUUUUGAGAGUGAGAAGCCGCAAGAGCAAGGGUGGUUGGAGGCGAAAGGAAACAAGUCUGUACUGGAAGGAAACCAUUGGUAUUGAUGAGGCGCUCUUAGGCUUUGAUCGAAACCUAACUCAUCUAGACGGUCAUAUUGUUAGGCUACAGCGCAAAGGUGUAACGCAGCCAGGCUUUGUUGAGGUCAUCGAGGGAGAAGGUAUGCCACGAUUCGAGAACCGUCAUCUUCACGGAGACCUAUUCGUAGAAUACAAUGUGGUCCUACCAAAACAGCUUUCUCCGCAGCUUCGGAAAAAAUUAAUGGAAGCAUUCGCGUCUGCUGGUUCAACGCAUGACGAGCUAUAGAGUGCAUUAUAGACCUCUACCAUUGUAUUCCUAACGCGCUGCAAUCUAUCCUUAUUGAUCCCACCUC